Messenger RNA from Aspergillus sclerotioniger CBS 115572, 1498 nucleotides. RefSeq names its product macro domain-containing protein. The transcript has 2 exons. The record is from RefSeq and is a predicted model, not a curated record. Bases 229 to 1278 code for a protein of 349 amino acids. NCBI's taxonomy places the organism in Eukaryota, Fungi, Ascomycota, Eurotiomycetes, Eurotiales, Aspergillaceae.
CACGAGCCUCAAUCUGUCAUCAUCGGCGUCAUUUUCUUCAUUACAUCCCUGCUUUGUGCUGUACUUAAGACAUCUAGGGGUUGAAGCUCGUUAUAUGGUGACAGACCCUGCGUCAAGCUAGAUCGCAUACUGUGACUAGUAUUCGGCUUGUCGUUGGCAGCUCUGCAUCGUCUGCUUGAAUCACCCAUAUUGUUCGAUCAAUCAGUCCAAUCCGUCCCCUUACGAAGAAUGGCCCCCCGCCUAGUACCCAUCACAGAGAUCCCGACCGUCUCCCUUCUAUACAAAGUGAAACGGCUGAUCCCGGUCGCAUCACCUCGCACGCAGCCAUCGAAGGUCUUCAAUGACACGGUCUCGCUGAUCCGCAGCGACAUCACAAAGCUCCAAGACGUCGACUGCAUCGUCAAUGCAGCCAACGAGUCUCUUCUUGGAGGUGGUGGCGUAGACGGUGCCAUUCACCGUGCAGCUGGUCCCGAGCUGCUGGAGGAAUGCGAGACCCUCGAUGGCUGUGGCGUUGGCGAUGCCAAGAUAACCUCUGCGUACGAUCUUCCGUGCAAGAAAAUCAUCCACGCCGUUGGUCCCAUAUAUGGUCUCGAACUGCGAGAAGGCAGGGAGCGCCCGGAGUCGUUAUUGCGCAGCUGCUACCGACGCAGUCUGGAGCUGGCCGUGGAGAACAACAUGAGAAGCAUUGCUUUUUCGGCAAUCAGCACAGGCGUGUAUGGAUAUCCAAGUGCGGCUGCCGCUCGGACUGCCCUGGAUGAGACCCGGAAGUUCAUGGAGCAGCCAAGCAACAUCGGGAAACUCGAGCGCAUCAUUUUCUGCAACUUUGAGCGCAAGGACGAGGUGGCCUAUAGGAAGCUUAUUCCUUUGUUCUUCCCACCCGAAGAUCAGAGUGUCCAUAGCGCCAGCAGCGACUCCGAAUCUCAACCAGAAUCUGACGGUGAGUCUUCGAAUUCGGCAGAGAUGCUCGCAGCAAAGCUUCCUGACCCGCCAACCGUGGACCCUGCCUUGGACGGAGAACCGGAGACUAAGAAGCAGAAGGUUAAUGACCAUACCGACCAGAGCAGUAAAAGCUACUUCGAAGAUUUCUCUAUCAAAUCCGAUGAUGACUGGGAGGAGGUUGACAAAUCGGAGGACGGCCGCACCGAGAAGCUUGAUGAUGAGCCGGUUCAAGUCGAUAGUCCCCCCUCGGAGAACGACGUACAGAGCGUUCAGUCGAGUGGGAUCAUAGAGAUGGACGGUUCGCAUAUGUCGGAAAGCCUUCUAGCCAAGGAUUGGUAGUCGCUUCGCUCCAGGCAACAAUGAGGCAGUCAUGCAUUGAACGAUGGACGUUUACUUUUAGGCUUGGCGUUGGAUGGGGUUGUUUAAUGGAUGGCGUUUAUGGUCAUGCAAAGCAGGAUUCCGAGACGCCAUUGUUAUAGAUGGCAUUUUCUUUACGGCCUUAUGUUAAUCGAUCAGAAGUACCUAUCUCAACUCUAGGUGAUGCUUUUCCAAUGGUGUC